AUACGGAAUACUUGUAAGCAUUUAUAAGAAAGCGCAAAGCUUUCUAACACACCAAUUGUGUUUCGCCAUUUCGAUUUCUCCCAAUUCGAAAAUCUCUCAGCAGCAGAACCUUCGACUGCAAAACGACUGCUGAAUUCUCUCGGAUUUCUUUCCUAACAAAAUCCCGAGAAUAGUUGCAGAAAAUGGAUUCGAUUGUACCCUGUUUCGACCUGAAUCUGUACACUGAACCCAAUUCUUCAUCUACCGACAUCCCAAAAAAAAUCACCCCCAAAAUGGAACCCAUUGAUGAACACCCACCAUUUCUAACCCCUACAGACCACAAAAUCCCCUCUGUUCCUCCACCGUCAGAGCUCGACGUCUCGUCGGAAUUCAACCGCAUUUCGGAGUUGUUUCGCACCACCUUCGCCCAAAGACUCCAGAAGAACGGUGAGGUAGCUAUGCUUCCUGACGUAGACCCAAAUUUGGGUGCUAUAGUUCCGUACAACAAUCCUGAAGCCCAGGUUGCUAAUGCAGUUAUAUUGCCGCGUGUUGGCCGGAAACAUGACCAGCGGUCGGCAGAGCUCGUCCGGGUUACGGAUCUUAGACCCGAGGACUAUCGUUGUUUUCGGGGCAGAAUUCGUCGGACCCGGUUGCUAUUUGACUCUCUGCGUGCCUUCUUGGUUGCACAGAUUGAGAAAGGCCGUAAUUCUUUGACCCCUCAGAGACGGUUAAGAGUGGAUUUGAAGGUAGCACAGCUUAUGAAGAAACAAGGUCUUUGGUUAUAUCGAGAAAAGAGGAUUGUGGGUGGUAUUCCCGGAGUUUCCAUUGGGGAUGUUUUCUUUUUCAGGAUGGAACUGUGUGUGGUUGGCUUGCACGGCCAGGCACAGGCCGGGAUUGAUUAUGUCCCUGCGAGUCAGAGCUCAAAUGGUGAACCUGUUGCCACAAGCAUUGUUGUAUCAGGGGGUUAUGAAGAUGAUGAGGAUGCUGGGGACGUGAUAAUUUACACUGGGCAUGGAGGGCAGGAUAAACAUAGCAGGCAGGUUGUGCAUCAGAAAUUGGAAUGCGGUAACUUGGCCUUGGAGAGGAGUAUGCAUUAUGGCAUUGAGGUGAGAGUUGUUCGAGGUCUUAAAUAUGAAGGUAGUACUCAUGGUAAAGUUUAUGUUUAUGAUGGCUUGUAUCGGGUAACUGAUACUUGGUUUGAUGUGGGGAAGUCGGGUUUUGGGGUUUAUAAGUUCAAGCUUGUUAGGUUGGAAAAUCAGGGACGAAUGGGAAGUGUUGUGUUGAAGUUUGCGGAGAGUCUUAGGACUCUGCAGUUGGACGCUUGGCCAAAGGGUUAUGUUUCACUUGAUUUGUCGAGUAAAAAGGAAAAUGUGCCUGUGUUUCUUUUUAAUGACAUUGAUGAGGAUCAUGAGCCGCUUUACUAUGAGUAUCUAACCAGCACGCGAUUCCCUCUACAUGUGUAUGAUCAUGGCGCAAAGGGGAUUGGCUGUGAUUGUGUUGGCGGGUGUUCAGAUAUUUGCUCUUGUGCAAAUAAAAAUGGAGGUGAGUUUGCAUAUGAUCUGAAUGGGAUAUUGGUGCAAGGGAAAUCCUUGAUUUUUGAAUGUGGUCCCCAUUGUCAAUGCCCUCCUACUUGCAGGAAUCGUGUUAGCCAAAAGGGGCUAAGGCAUCGACUUGAAGUAUUUAGGUCCCGGGAGACUGGUUGGGGAGCGAGGUCGCUGGACUUGAUCCAGGCAGGCUCUUUUAUUUGUGAAUUCACAGGGAUUGUUCUAACACACGAGCAAGCCCAGAUUUUCACGAUGAAUGGUGAUAGUUUGGUGUACCCAAGUCGAUUUCCUGAUAGAUGGGCUGAAUGGGGUGAUUUAUCACUGAUAUUCUCUGACUAUGUUCGCCCUGUGUAUCCAUCAAUCCCUCCUUUGGAUUUUGCCAUGGAUGUAUCAAGAAUGAGGAAUGUGGCUUGUUACAUGAGCCAUAGUUCCUGCCCAAAUGUUAUGGUACAGCUUGUGCUGUUUGAUCACAAAAAUAUAUCUUUCCCUCACCUCAUGCUGUUCGCUAUGGAGAAUAUCCCCCCAAUGAGGGAGCUUAGUCUUGAUUAUGGGAUGGCUGAUGAAUGGACGGGGAAGCUUUCUAUCUGCAACUAAAGUUUUUUGAUGUGUUGGUACGAUUUCAAUUGUUGUGCUGGGCAGCUUUCUGGGACAUGAUAUAUGCUAAGGAAUAACGUACAAUCCACCAUUUUUGGCUGAUUCUACUUAAUAUAGUUUGCCUAUGCAGACAGAAAUUUGGCAUUAUCUUUUUGUCAGCAGAUUUCAAGCCCAGCCUCCAAACUUUGUGCACCUCAUCAUGUUCUGUUUUGUAGGAUGCUUCAUUCUCUUUCGAACUUGUCCAAAUAAUUUUAACACAAUUUUGCUAUUUAUUCACCGUCCGAGUUUAGCUUGUGUCUAUGCAGAUGAUAAUUGAAUUAGACAGGAGACAAGUGCCAAGGAAAGGCUGUGAAAAGGUGAUAUCGAUGUAUGAAACCUGUUGGGACGAUGCAUUCCCUGUUGUUAGAAAAUUUACCAUGUAUUAAGUUCUGUACUGUGAGCUUGUAUACAAGAGAUUCGGUAUUGCAUAAAACUGUACAGAAAAAGUAGGUGCUUUUGGUAAUGUAUGAUUUCUUUUCUGUCAUUCUCUACUUUGUGGGUGGAUAACAAAGGGAGCCAGUUUCUGAUAAAUUCAACAGGCAGAGGUACAUUAUUUUUGUUUAUAUAUUUAACUAUAAAUGAAUUCGAGCAGAUUUUUGCUUUU
This is a messenger RNA of Olea europaea var. sylvestris, 2760 nucleotides long. Its product is annotated as histone-lysine N-methyltransferase family member SUVH9-like. Lineage: Eukaryota; Viridiplantae; Streptophyta; Magnoliopsida; Lamiales; Oleaceae. The record is from RefSeq and is a predicted model, not a curated record. Gene Ontology annotation, molecular function: protein binding; zinc ion binding; histone methyltransferase activity. The transcript has 2 exons. Gene Ontology annotation, cellular component: nucleus. The coding region runs from base 183 to 2117 and encodes 644 amino acids.